AUGAAUGACUGUUUAUAUCGUCAGUUGUGCUGUCUGAAUUGGCUGCUGGAGGCGCUGACUCUAGAACGUUCUGGAAGAGUUGGACCUGUUAUUUCCUGUUGGGAUAUCAGGGACCCUGGAACGAGCAGAACCACAAUAAAGAGGCUGAAUAAAGAAAAGGCAAUAGAGGCCAAGUGGGAGCAGUUUAUCGCCCCGCCGAAGACACGGCAUCUCACAUCCAGGCCAUUACAUGUUACUUCAGGGAGAUAUGAGACCUGGAAGACCUCCACUCUCAGUGUGGUUUCCUCCUCAGUAACAGGGUCAUCGGUGGGCAGCUUGUUGUCUUUGGCUCCGGCUCCAGAUCACACCUGUGAUGAGCCUAUUUACACCAAGGGCAUCGAGACUCUGAGUGUGCAAGAAUCCGAUUCUGAUCCUUCAUCCUCAGAAUAUCUCCAGAAGUUUCUCGAAGAAGUGUACCAGAGUGUUCUCAAAACCUGCAGUAAUUCUGAUAAGCAACUCAUGUCUGCUCCAGACAGUGAUAUGUCAGUCAAAGUCCAACCUGAGAGCAAGACACAGCAAAACACAACCGGAGAGAAGACAGAGUCUCAGAGAGUGAAGAGUUCCCCUGCCAGAACCUCUGCCACUACCCAGCUCAUCCACAACAAGGAAGCCAUAUUGGGUGGGAAAAAAGCGUCUUUUGUGGACAAAGCAGAAGAGUUAACACUUAAUUUAACUGAUGCUCUGAAUCACUGUGCCAAGAAGAGAUGGGAUUUUGGGGUCCAGAGAUACCGGGCUCUUUGUAAUAUGCUAUCCCAUGGACGAAUCUGUUCUGCUGUGACCUCCAAAACCUCUGUGGUCUCUCCAGCAGUGCCAGACUCAAACAUCCCAAACAGCACUGAGGAUCCAUACAGCACUCAGUGGCUCUCAGCGUUGCUCAGUAAUCUGGCUCCCAUCAAACACUCAGACAGGAGGGUGGCACGUUUGUUAGAGAAGCUGAGUCGAUUUACAGAAGGCCACACACUGCAGCUUCACCCACACAACUUCUUGAAAAUCUUAAACUCCCUCCAGCCGUGGGAGCUCUGCUGUCCUGAUCUGUGUGUGGCUAUAGAGAUAGUGAGGCUGAAUGUGGUAAAGAUGCCCAAAGCAGAGUACGACUUGUGGUUAUACAACAAAGUCAACCAAUCACAGACCACCAAGAGUGCUACACACAACCUGUAAUCCAUUCUCUCUUUUGCCUUUUUGCAUUUUUUUUUAAAGCUGUCAGGUGAUCUCAGUAAUAUGUCACCCCAAAAACAAGAGUAAAAAUAAGAAAUAUUUUAAUAUAGAAAUAUAAGGUAUGUAAUGUUCCUUUUAGUUAAAUACAAGGUUUUUUUUAUGUAAUUAUUACUUAGUUUAUUCAGUUAAUUUCAACAAUUCAUUGUAUUAUUAAUAAUUUCCUUUUCCUUUUACAAAUUUAAAGUGUACUUUAAAUACUUGUAAAAGUGCUCUCAAUAAUUGUAUUUAUUUAUAAUUGUAUUUACUUACAUUUUAAUUCAAAAAUAAUUGCUAGAGUUUUAUUAUUAAAUAAAUUUAAUUUAAUAAGCAGAUUCUUGGUACUGUAAUGCAGUAAUUAAAAUCACAGUGUCUGGACAAGAAAAUACUAAAGAUAAUACAACAAAUUCUGCCUUGAUGAAUUUUUCUUGGCUUCAGUAAUUACUGUAAUUUACAGUUUGAGAUUUUUGGCUGAAUGUUUGGGAACACAGUCGUUUUAGACAGUUCUGGGAGGCAAUUAUACAGAAAUUCUUUGAUGACAGACUUUGGCUCAGGCUCUGCAGAACGACCAAAACAACAUUUGAGAUGCAGUGCAACAAGAUCCGUCCCCUGGUUAGUCAAGUUAUAUCGUCCCAUCGUGUAAAAUGUCACACAAAUUUUUUCCUUUAUGUGCAUAAAGGAAUUCAUUCAGCAAACACUUUUUUUUCGAAAAUUAGCCAUUCUUCACUAGUUUCUGAUGCGUUACUUCAAAAUGCUCAUAAAAACAGGGUGAUGGAAACAUAACUAAUGUCUUCUUACAAAAUAUUUGGCAUCUCAUUUUACAAUAUUUCAGUGUUGUUGUGCUCAAUUUUCACGUUCUGUCCCUUUCUUGUUAGUUCAAAAGCACAUUUGGUUCAUAUCUCAAGGGGUAUUACAUUUUCUGAGUCAUUCCAGUAAGAGUUAUUUUUACUGCUACUUCUGAACCAAAACUUCCAGUCACCCAUGGCAGACAUCCAUGUGUUUCUUCUAUCAGCUGGCCAAGUUGGCCAAGCAAUAUAAAUUGCUUAGCCAACACAAAUAGCACAAAUCCAUCUCUAGAAAUUCAUCACACUUGGUUAAUGUUGCUCAUUAGUAUCAAAUACACAGUCAUCAUGUUGUGUGAGACCAAAUAUUAUGACUGUUAAAAAAAAAUGUAUAAUAUGUAUUUUGUUUCAUUCUUUCUGCCAUUUAAGACACUAUUUGACAAAUAAACCAUGUUCGAUAAACUCGUCACUCUUAUCAUGUCGUGACCUGUGCGUGUGUGCCCGUUAAAAUCAGCAGGGUUCUAAAUAUAAAGCGGAAUUUCUUAUCCACCAUUAUAAGCUGUCCAGAAGCUCUGGGGUCAAAGUUCACCCAAGGGGUUGAUAGCUAAAGGGAGGGGAGGUGUGCUGUCUUCCAGCCAUUUCUAGAAUGCCUCAGCGUCUGUGUCUGGGCACAUCAUCGCCUCUUUCAGGAUUGUGGGAUUUCUGUGGAUUGCAUUAUACUUUUGCUCCUUACAAUCACAUUAGCUGUUGCAUAAUCUUUGUUGUUCUAAAGGGAUGUAGCAAUUUAGCCACAUUAGUUACAUGUUUCUGCCAGGCACUUAAAGAGAAAUGUUAGAUUUGAGAGGCAUGAGAGGAGACAGAAAGUUGCCCAUUUGGAAUAUUAUUUAUUUAAUGUGUUUCCAAAUGAACCAGGUUGAGCAACAUAAGAGAUAGUGUGUGUGUGUGUGUGUG
Messenger RNA from Cyprinus carpio (common carp), 2963 nucleotides. Its product is annotated as coiled-coil domain-containing protein 60. Bases 1 to 1197 code for a protein of 398 amino acids. NCBI's taxonomy places the organism in Eukaryota, Metazoa, Chordata, Actinopteri, Cypriniformes, Cyprinidae. The record is from RefSeq and is a predicted model, not a curated record. The transcript has 10 exons.